This is a messenger RNA of Juglans microcarpa x Juglans regia, 1815 nucleotides long. RefSeq names its product glucan endo-1,3-beta-glucosidase 11-like. The transcript has 3 exons. Lineage: Eukaryota; Viridiplantae; Streptophyta; Magnoliopsida; Fagales; Juglandaceae. Gene Ontology annotation, molecular function: hydrolase activity, hydrolyzing O-glycosyl compounds. The coding region runs from base 463 to 1737 and encodes 424 amino acids. Gene Ontology annotation, biological process: carbohydrate metabolic process. Gene Ontology annotation, cellular component: plasma membrane. The record is from RefSeq and is a predicted model, not a curated record.
UUACCGCAAAAAAAGCUUUUCCUGGUCUGGAAAUGGUGACCAUGUGAAGGGUGUCGGAGAACAAGCCCUGGGCCCCGCCUCGUCUUAACCAUCCCCGCAGAGAGAAUCAGUCAGAAUCAAACAAACUACGUUUCCCUAUGCUUCUUUAAGAAAAUGACAAGACGGCUACUGUCUCACAGUCAAGAGCCUCGCGCACUCACACACCCUGCUCCAUAAUCACACUUGCAAACCAUAAAUUACCCGUCUCUCUCUCUCUCUCUCUCGGUCUACAGCGUUCCCGGUUGCAGUCCACACGUACGGUCUCAGACUCGCAUUGGCUGCUUGCUAUCCAUUUCUCGCUCGUAUCCUUACAGCUUUACUCUUUUUUAAGAGCCGCAGCUGCAUAACUUUUCAGUUGGCUCACCCCAAUUACUGAUCAACCAAGUUUAUCUCAUCGUCUGCUUGAGAGAGAUCCCCGAUCCCAUGGAGUUGAGCACAUUUCGCGACUGCUCUUCGCUAAUACUACUUUUUAUCUCAGGAAUUUUGUUGUUUCCUGUAAUGGUUGCUUCAAUUGGGAUAAACUACGGCCAAAUAGCGAACAAUCUACCUUCGCCAGAGAGCGUGGUACCUCUUGUCAAAACCAUCGGUGCCACUAAGGUGAAGCUCUACGACGCAGAUCCACGAGUGCUCAAAGCAUUCGCCAACACCGGCGUGGAAUUCGUUGUCGGGCUGGGAAACGAGUACUUGGCGAAGAUGAAGGACCCAGAAAAUGCCCAAGCCUGGGUCAAGACCAACGUCCAGGCCUACCUUCCGGCAACGAACAUCACCUCCAUCUUCGUUGGCAACGAAGUUUUAACCUUCAACGACACCGCUCUCGCAGGUUGUCUCCUACCGGCAAUGCAGAAUGUGCACACGGCGCUCGUGAAUCUUGGGUUAGACAAGCAGGUGGCUGUGACCACCGCUCACUCUCUGGCCAUUCUCGAAACCUCGUACCCACCUUCGGCCGGGGCUUUUCGCCGCGAUCUGUCGGGCUGUAUCACCCAGAUUUUGAGCUUCCACGCCAAGACGGGCUCGCCAUUCUUAAUCAACGCGUACCCUUACUUCGCGUACAAGGCGAGCCCGAAGCAUGUCACGCUGGACUUCGUUCUCUUCCAGCCGAACCCAGGGGUCGUAGACCCUGUUACGAACCUCCGUUACGACAACAUGCUGUUCGCGCAGAUCGACGCCGUGUACGCCGCACUCGCUUCAGCUGGCUACAAGAAGCUGCCGGUUCACAUCUCCGAGACGGGUUGGCCGUCGAGAGGGGACGAGGACGAGGUCGGCGCGACCCCGGAGAACGCCAAGAAGUACAACGGGAAUCUGUUUAAGCUGAUGAAGAAGAAGGGUACGCCGAUGAGACCGAGCUCGGACCUGAACAUCUACGUCUUUGCUUUGUUCAACGAGAACAUGAAGCCCGGACCGACUUCGGAGAGGAAUUACGGGCUGUUCAAGCCGGACGGGACUCCCGCGUACGCCCUUUGCAUUGCAACAAACGACGGCGUUAGUAACACUACGAACUUCGGGGGCUCUACUCCUGGCGGCUCUACUGCUGACAGCUCUACUCCUGGCAGCUCUGAUACCCCCCUGACGCCGCCCACAGGUUAUUUGUCCAUUACCUCUGCUGCUCCGGAGAGGUACCAAUCUGUGGCUGCUCCAGCAUUCCUUUUCUUCUUCAUGUCUAUGAUGAUGAUGAUGAUGAUGGGAUUGGUCCACCAUUAAAGAUGGGAGAGCUAAGCGUUCAAACUUUUACCAGCCUCCAAGUAAAAAAAAAAAAAAAAAAACUGCAAAAAAAAAAGA